CCCGCGGGCUGCGCCACGCCGCCGCCGCGGCUGCCGCUGAGACCGCCUCGCGGCGUGGCCGGGCUCGCCGCCGUGGAACCGGUAGACUUUGCCGACCUGUGGUCUCCCAGAGAGGGCGCCGCGGCGUCGCCCACCACGGGCGGGGCGACGUGUGGGGGCAGCGAGCGGGACUUCCUCGUGGUCAGCCGGCCGCUUGCCAGGCUGGUGGACGAGGAGCUGCUGCUGGGGGAUAGCCCCGCCUGCGGCGGCGGCUGCGACGCCGCGCACGGCGUGGACCCCGAGCUGCUGGAGUUCCUCGAGGGCGACCCGUGGGAGGAGUGCGGCGACGUCGCCGAGUGGGGCCUCGUCGAGUGGUGCGCGGACAUUGCGCGCCUGAGGUCGUCCAAGGUCGACGAGGACGCCGCCGCUCUGCUGGCCAUGUUCCUGGCGGGCGGCGACGCCGACGGCGACAGCACACGGCCGAACGCGCUCUCGGAACAGGACAUGAGCCGCUGCCCCUCGAUGGAGUCCACGGGCAAGGCGCCGUGGUUUCUCCCGUGCGAGAAGCCUGGCCGGCGGCCCUGCUCCUCGAGGUCCCUCGAGGGCGCGGCCGGCCUGUUCUUUGCGGACGGCGACACCGACGGCGGCAGCACUCGGCCGAACACCCUCGCCGACAUGAGCGACCGCCCGUCGAUGGAGCCACCGGGCACCGCAUCGCUUCUGUUCCCGAGCGACAGGUGGUACCCGAAGGAGAUGUGGACUCGCGGGGCGCCCGACCGCUUCCUCAUACGCUUCGCCGCGAAGACCGCGCCCGUCGCGAGGCACCUCGCGCGGUGCACCGUCCCGAACGCGCCGGCCCCGAGCGGCUCCGGGUCGAGCUCGAAGCGCUGCCGGAAGACGUCGAGGCCCGGGCCCAGCCUGACAGGUCUACUCUGA
This is a messenger RNA of Prorocentrum cordatum, 915 nucleotides long. NCBI's taxonomy places the organism in Eukaryota, Dinophyceae, Prorocentrales, Prorocentraceae. The record is from the annotation of a GenBank genome assembly.